Molecule: messenger RNA, 1815 nt
Organism: Psammomys obesus (fat sand rat)
Lineage: Eukaryota; Metazoa; Chordata; Mammalia; Rodentia; Muridae
Gene: Ffar4
Product: free fatty acid receptor 4
Exons: 3
Coding region: 87-1172 (361 amino acids)
Biological process (GO): G protein-coupled receptor signaling pathway
Cellular component (GO): membrane
Molecular function (GO): peptide binding; G protein-coupled receptor activity
Source: RefSeq, a predicted model, not a curated record
CUCCCUCCCUCUUUCCCCGCCUUGGCACUCAGUCACCUUGCAGAUGAGCGCUCUUGCAGACAGCGGCGGGCGGCCGGGCGCCUGGCAUGUCCCCUGAGUGCGCGCAGACGACGGCCCCCGGCCCCUCGCGCACCCCGGACCCAAUCAAUCGCACCCACUUCUCUUUCUUCUCGGAUGUCAAGGGCGACCGCUGGCUGGUGUUGAGCGUCGUGGAGACCACCGCGCUGGGGCUCAUCUUCGUGGUGUCACUGCUGGGCAACGCGUGUGCCCUGGUGCUGGUGGCGCGCCGUCGGCGCCGCGGGGCGACAGCCAGCCUGGUGCUCAACCUUUUCUGCGCGGACCUGCUGUUCACCAGCGCCAUCCCUCUAGUGCUCGUCGUGCGCUGGACCGAGGCCUGGCUGCUGGGCCCCGUCGUCUGCCACCUGCUCUUCUACGUGAUGACCAUGAGCGGCAGCGUCACCAUCCUCACGCUGGCCGCGGUCAGCCUGGAGCGCAUGGUGUGCAUCGUGCGCCUGCAGCGCGGCUUGAGAGGCCCGGGGCGGCGGACGCAGGCCUCCCUGCUGGCUUUCAUCUGGGGUUACUCGGCGCUGGCAGCGCUGCCCCUCUGCAUCUUGUUCCGCGUGGUCCCACAGCGCCUUCCCGGCGGGGACCAGGAAAUCCCAAUUUGCACAUUGGAUUGGCCCAACCGCAUAGGAGAAAUCUCGUGGGAUGUGUUUUUCGUGACUUUCAACUUCCUGGUGCCAGGCCUGGUCAUUGUGAUCAGUUACUCCAAAAUUUUGCAGAUCACCAAAGCAUCAAGGAAGAGGCUCACGUUGAGCCUGGCGUACUCCGAGAGCCACCAGAUCCGAGUGUCCCAGCAGGACUAUCGGCUCUUCCGCACCCUCUUCCUGCUUAUGGUUUCCUUCUUCAUCAUGUGGAGUCCCAUCAUCAUCACCAUCCUCCUGAUCUUGAUCCAGAACUUCCAGCAGGACCUAGUCAUCUGGCCGUUCGUUUUCUUCUGGGUAGUGGCCUUCACUUUUGCCAACUCCGCCCUAAACCCAAUUCUGUACAACAUGUCGCUGUUCAGGAACGAAUGGAGGAAGAUUUUUUGCUGCUUCUUUUUCCCAGAGAAGGGAGCCAUUUUCACAGACACAUCUGUCAGACGAAAUGACUUGUCUGUUAUUUCCAACUAACUAGUGAAGCGCUGUGUGCAUGUAAAGGGAGUUAACUUUCGGGAAAGCCUACCAGUGCACGCUGCUUUAAGGAAAUCCGACUUCCAGCAGCACACACCUACAGGGCCAGAAAAUUAAGGAAUGAUCGCUCAGUAUAAAAAUAUUUUUUUCUUAAAAGAACUUUCUAUGGGUUCCUUUUGUGAACCUUUUUUUUUAGUGUGUUUGUAAUAUGAUUGAGUUAAUAAAUUUUUAUUUAUAACGGUUCCUACAUAUGGAGUUGAACCUUAUGGUCAUUGAAACAAACAGGGCUCAGAUUUCCAUGUAAAGGGGGUCAUGGCCAUGCUAAGUCCCCACCUUGGGCUCAUAAUGCUUUGAGAUCAUUUAUUCAUUCAUGUCAAGAGUGCUUAAGGAAUCCUCCUCCUUCCCCCCACAUAUUAAAAAUGGACUGGGGACAUGGCUCAAUGGUAUGCUUGCCUAGCAAGCAUGUGGCCCAAGGUUCAAUAUAUAUAUCACUUGAUCACUUUAGUAGAAGGAGCACCAUAGAAUCAAAAAGGGGGGGAUGGACCCUGAUGCUAGAGAAGAUCGACAGUGGAUACUUUAUCACUCCACCCAUCAGGCCUUUGAAACACCUGCUGUGGCUGCACAAUGCUUUUGGUGCUAGGAA